GCGGGGCCCGAGCCCGAGAAGAUGGCGGUGCGGAAGAAGGACGGCGGUCCCAACGUGAAGUACUAUGAGGCCGCGGACACCGUGACCCAGUUCGACAACGUGCGCCUGUGGCUCGGCAAGAACUACAAGAAGUAUAUACAAGCUGAACCACCCACCAACAAGUCGCUGUCUAGCCUGGUUGUACAGUUGCUACAAUUUCAGGAAGAAGUUUUUGGCAAACAUGUCAGCAAUGCUCCACUAACUAAACUCCCGAUCAAAUGUUUCCUAGAUUUCAAAGCAGGAGGCUCCCUGUGCCACAUCCUGGCAGCUGCCUACAAAUUCAAGAGUGACCAAGGAUGGCGCCGUUACGAUUUCCAGAACCCGUCCCGCAUGGACCGCAACGUGGAAAUGUUUAUGACCAUUGAGAAGUCCUUGGUGCAGAAUAAUUGCCUGUCUCGACCGAACAUUUUUCUCUGCCCAGAUAUUGAGCCUAAACUGCUAGGGAAGCUAAAAGACAUUAUCAAGAGGCACCAGGGGACAGUCACUGAGGAUAAGAACAAUGCCUCCCAUGUGGUGUAUCCCGUCCCAGGGAACCUAGAAGAAGAGGAAUGGGUACGGCCAGUCAUGAAGAGGGAUAAACAGGUCCUUCUGCAUUGGGGCUAUUACCCUGACAGUUACGACACGUGGAUCCCAGCCAGUGAAAUCGAAGCAUCUGUGGAAGAUGCACCAACUCCUGAGAAACCGAGGAAGGUUCAUGCCAAGUGGAUCCUGGACACAGACACCUUCAAUGAGUGGAUGAAUGAGGAAGACUAUGAAGUAAAUGAUGACAAAAACCCUGUCUCCCGCCGAAAGAAGAUUUCGGCUAAGACCUUGACUGAUGAGGUGAACAGCCCUGAUUCAGAUCGACGAGACAAGAAGGGAGGGAACUAUAAGAAGAGGAAACGUUCCCCCUCUCCUUCACCAACCCCGGAAGCUAAGAAGAAGAAUGCUAAGAAAGGCCCCUCAACACCUUACACCAAAUCAAAACGUGGCCACAGGGAAGAGGAGCAAGAAGACCUGACUAAGGACAUGGAUGAGCCCUCACCAGUCCCCAAUGUAGAAGAGGUGACACUGCCUAAAACAGUGAACACUAAAAAGGACUCAGAGUCAGCUCCAGUGAAAGGAGGCACCAUGACUGACCUAGAUGAGCAGGAGGAUGAGAGCAUGGAGACCACGGGCAAGGAUGAGGAUGAGAACAGCACGGGGAACAAGGGGGAGCAGACCAAGAAUCCAGACCUGCAUGAGGACAACGUCACCGAGCAGACCCACCACAUCAUCAUUCCCAGCUAUGCUGCCUGGUUUGACUACAACAGCGUGCAUGCCAUUGAGCGAAGAGCUCUCCCUGAGUUUUUUAACGGCAAGAACAAGUCCAAGACACCAGAGAUCUACUUGGCCUAUCGAAACUUCAUGAUUGACACUUACCGACUUAACCCCCAAGAGUACCUCACCUCCACUGCCUGCCGCCGGAACCUGGCUGGGGAUGUCUGUGCCAUCAUGAGGGUCCAUGCCUUCCUUGAACAGUGGGGUCUUAUUAACUACCAAGUGGAUGCUGAGAGCCGCCCAACCCCAAUGGGGCCUCCACCCACCUCUCACUUCCAUGUCCUGGCCGACACACCAUCUGGCCUGGUGCCUCUGCAGCCCAAGACCCCACAGGGCCGCCAGGUUGAUGCUGAUACCAAGGCUGGGCGGAAGGGCAAAGAGCUGGAUGACCUGGUGCCAGAGACGGCUAAGGGCAAGCCAGAGCUGCAGACCUCUGCUUCCCAACAAAUGCUGAACUUUCCUGAUAAAGGCAAGGAGAAGCCAACAGACAUGCAGAACUUCGGGCUGCGCACAGACAUGUACACAAAGAAGAGUGUCCCCUCCAAGAGUAAAGCCGCAGCCAGUGCCACUCGAGAGUGGACAGAGCAAGAGACCCUGCUGCUCCUAGAGGCACUGGAAAUGUACAAAGAUGACUGGAACAAAGUGUCUGAGCAUGUGGGAAGCCGUACCCAGGACGAGUGCAUCUUGCAUUUUCUUCGUCUUCCCAUUGAAGAUCCAUACCUGGAGGACUCGGAGGCCUCGCUGGGCCCCCUGGCCUAUCAGCCCAUCCCCUUCAGCCAGUCAGGCAACCCAGUUAUGAGCACUGUUGCCUUCCUGGCCUCUGUCGUUGAUCCCCGUGUUGCUUCUGCUGCUGCAAAAUCUGCCCUAGAGGAGUUCUCCAAAAUGAAAGAAGAGGUGCCCACAGCCUUGGUGGAAGCCCAUGUUCGGAAAGUGGAGGAAGCAGCCAAAGUGACAGGCAAGGCGGACCCAGCCUUCGGUCUAGAAAGCAGCGGCAUUGCAGGAACCACCUCUGAUGAGCCAGAGCGAAUUGAGGAGAGUGGAACUGAUGACACCCGUGCAGAGGGCCAGGCCACAGAUGAGAAGAAGGAGCCCAAGGAACCCCGAGAGGGAGGAGGGACUGGAGAGGAGGAGGCCAAGGAGAAAACGAGCGAGGCUCCCAAGAAGGAUGAAGAGAAAGGGAAAGAGGGCGACAGCGAGAAGGAAUCCGAGAAGAGUGAUGGCGACCCAAUGGUUGAUCCUGAGAAGGAGAAGGAGCCAAAGGAAGGGCAGGAGGAAGUGCUGAAGGAAGUGGUGGAGUCAGAAGGGGAGAGGAAGACAAAGGUGGAGCGAGACAUCGGUGAAGGCAACCUUUCCACUGCCGCUGCCGCGGCCCUGGCUGCUGCCGCCGUGAAGGCCAAGCACUUAGCCGCCGUUGAGGAAAGGAAGAUCAAAUCUCUGGUGGCUCUGCUGGUGGAAACACAGAUGAAGAAGUUGGAGAUCAAACUCCGGCACUUCGAGGAACUAGAGACGAUCAUGGACCGGGAGCGAGAAGCACUGGAGUAUCAGCGGCAGCAGCUCUUGGCCGACAGACAAGCCUUCCACAUGGAGCAGCUCAAGUACGCGGAGAUGAGGGCCCGGCAGCAGCACUUCCAGCAGAUGCACCAGCAGCAGCAGCAGCCUCCGCCAACCCUGCCCCCAGGGUCCCAGCCGAUCCCCCCAACAGGGGCUGCUGGGCCAGCCGUGGUCCAUGGCUUGGCAGUGGCUCCAGCCUCCAUGGCCCCAGCUCCUGUGGGCAGUGGGAUUCCUCCAGGAAGCUUGGGCCCUUCGGAACAGCUUGGGCAAGCAGGGUCCACAGUGGGGCCACAGCAGCAGCAACCAGCUGGAGCCCCCCAGCCUGGGGCAGUCCCACCAGGGAUCCCCCCCCCUGGACCCCAUGGCCCCUCACCGUUCCCCAGCCAACAAACUCCUCCCUCAGUGAUGCCAGGGGCAGUGCCAGGCAGCGGGCACCCAGGCGUGGCGGGUAAUGCUCCUUUAGGUUUGCCUUUUGGCAUGCCGCCUCCUCCUCCUCCCGCUCCAUCCAUCAUCCCAUUUGGUAGCCUAGCCGACUCCAUCAGUAUUAACCUUCCCCCUCCUCCUAACCUGCAUGGGCAUCACCACCAUCUCCCGUUCGCCCCGGGCACUCUCCCCCCACCUAACCUGCCUGUGUCCAUGGCGAACCCUCUACAUCCUAACCUGCCGGCGACCACCACCAUGCCAUCUUCCUUGCCUCUCGGGCCGGGGCUCGGAUCCGCCGCAGCCCAGAGCCCUGCCAUUGUGGCAGCUGUUCAGGGCAACCUCCUGCCCAGUGCCAGCCCACUGCCAGACCCAGGCACCCCUCUGCCUCCAGACCCCACAGCCCCGAGCCCAGGCACAGUCACCCCUGUGCCACCUCCACAGUGAGCAGCCAGCCAGACUCACCCCUCACCCCCCCAAGGAGCUCAUGGUUCCAGGAACAGCCCUCCCCUAACCACUGGGACCCUUCCCCAGCCCGGAGAGUUCGUCACUACGUAAGGAAAGCUCCUGCCCUACAAGCCCUUGCCUGCCCGGCAGUGGUGUGCGCUUUUGUACCAGAUUCUUCUAGGACUUGGUGACAAGCUAUUUCUCAUGUCUGAGAGCAUAGUUUGGGGAUGCCACCCUCAAAGCAAGGGCUGGGAAAGGCGUUCCUCCAAGGUUCUCAUUAACCACUUCUAAGGGUGCACUCCCCUCAAAACUACUGCAUUUUUUUUAGUGGAUAAAAAAGAUGAAGCCCUUUAAAAGGAAGUAGAUUUUAAAAAGCCACAUUUGAGCUCCCUUCAACCCAUUACAAAAUAACCAGCGCUUACAUUUUUCUAGAGGGUGACAGUUUUAAGAAAGGGGAACUAGGGUUUUGGGGAGGUUGCUGUUAGGACAGAGUGCAGCACCAUCUCCCCGAGCCUGCUGCACCUGUGCGCUAGUCCCCGCUGCCGCCGCCUCAUCUGUGCUUUUCAGGCCCCCCCAGCCCAGCCAAUGAUGCCCUGCUCUCGGGAUCUCAGUUUGUGUUUUUAAAAGUCACCUGCUUAGUCGAUGUCACCGUAUGUGUAUUUGGUGGGGAAAUGUAUUUUUGGGGAUUCCUGUGGUAGGUAAUAGAGGAAGGGCGGGCACUAGAUGCUGUGUUUCUUCCUGUACUGAGUCGUGUCAGUUGACUCCUAGAAGGCAUGGAGAAAGGGAGCCAUGAGAGAUAGGAGGUUUGUAACCCCAAAGUUUCAAAAAGCACUUAAACACCUCUCGUCCUUAUGACUGGGUGGGUGCCCCUCAACCUCCUCAUCUACCAAGACGGACUGAGCCUUGACUGGUAGCUGGAGUUCCCAGGUGAGGAGCCAGGUGUGGGAGCAGUAGAGCAAUGGACAGCCUGAGGUUGGAGUGACCCUCUGCUGGCAGCUGGCUCCACCCCCCUUCCUCACUCUGGCAUGUAGGCAAACUGAUCCAGACUCUACACUGGUUCUGGUCCCUCCCACCAGGCUCUUCGUUCCUUAUGUCCCCAUGUUUCUCUUCCUCUCUCUGCGUCUUGGCACCUUUCUUUUGUUCAAAGUUUUCUGUAAAUUUUCUUUCUUUUCUUUUUUUUAUAAAUUAAUUUGCUUUCAGUUCCAUCUUGUGGAUUCCUGUGUGUUCUCUUUCUGUCACUGUCAGACAGGGUGAUGGGCUGGGGGCAGCAAUCUCGGAUCCCUUCACCUGGGCUGGCGGGAUGACGAGCCAUGGGGCCUCCAUUGCUGUGCCUCCUGCCUCCAAAGGCUUCAGGCAGCACAGCUGUCAGGGCUGGGGACUCCUGCAUGAGCCUAUGAAUAGCCAGCAUUUCUGCACUUGGAAGGACAUCCCCACAAUGGGGCGAUUUUAUAUUUUUAUCCUGUCAAACGCUGACUUCAUUCCUUCCCUUAUUAGGGAGAGAGGGGAGACAGUCCCUCACGUACUUGUUAGUACUGGCCCCUUGCUGUGUCACGUGCCAGACUGGCUGAGGCAGUGCUAAUAUGGCUUAGCUGUAGCUCUAAUAAACAUUCCCUAGGCUCCCCCACAGAAGGCCUCAGUGCUUGGGCCAGCAGGGGCUGGAACGAAGGAACUAGUGUGGGAUGACCACAGCCCGGGCUGGUAGGGAUCUACAGCGUUCAUCCGCCCCAGCGAGUAGCCUUGCAGCACGGAUGACUGCAGCUGGCAUCUGCAGAGACACACUGGCCACCGUAGGCCACCCCCAGCCCAUCCCCAUGCUUGGACUGUCUCAGGGAUAGGUCAGCUUCUCACCUUUACCCUUCAAUCUGUUGCGAAGGAAAA
Molecule: messenger RNA, 5634 nt
Organism: Ochotona curzoniae (black-lipped pika)
Lineage: Eukaryota; Metazoa; Chordata; Mammalia; Lagomorpha; Ochotonidae
Gene: SMARCC2
Product: SWI/SNF related, matrix associated, actin dependent regulator of chromatin subfamily c member 2
Exons: 29
Coding region: 22-3756 (1244 amino acids)
Biological process (GO): positive regulation of DNA-templated transcription
Cellular component (GO): nBAF complex; npBAF complex; SWI/SNF complex
Molecular function (GO): histone binding; nucleosomal DNA binding
Source: RefSeq, a predicted model, not a curated record